This is a messenger RNA of Aureobasidium musti, 1026 nucleotides long. The record is from the annotation of a GenBank genome assembly. NCBI's taxonomy places the organism in Eukaryota, Fungi, Ascomycota, Dothideomycetes, Dothideales, Saccotheciaceae.
AUGGCUGCCAGACCACCUGCUCGAGGAUACUGGCUUGCGAUUCCAGAAAACAUCCAGACCCUCAUUGCAGAUUCGUUUCGCAAGAUCAAUAUUGCCGCAACACUCAACCAGUCUAUCAGUAGAAAAAUAACACCAGGCACUAGAUGGGUGCCCGCUCCUCAUGCUUCUACGACAAAGGGCUUCGCCGAAGGCUCUGAAGGCCUGGUCAAUCUGUGGUGUCUUCUCGAUGGCGAUGAUAAGAUAGUGGACAGGAUCAUCAUCAAACAAGUCCACCCUGGAGCCACUCGUUACAACGAUGCGUCGAAUUGGAAAGAUGGGGUAGUUGGUGGAGAGCCUAGAGAGUGUGCUAUGGCCAACGAUGUGUGGGCUGCUCUUCCUGAUGCCGACAAGAGACAUGUACUUGAAUGUUUGGGAUGGGGUGACUGUAAAGGUGAACCCAGAUGGAGAUAUAGAUUGUACUUCGGGUACAGUGCGCAUGGAGAUCUUUCUACGAUCAUACAAGCACAGAAGGAUGACUCGGUACGCACAGGACAAAAGAGAAAGGCCGGCGAUGAUGCCGUUCUGUUGCCGGAACCAUUCAUAUGGUGUUUGUUUGAGGCCCUAGCAAAGGUCGUUGAGGCUGUGGACAAGACUGGCGAUGGACGGGGCAUGAUCCAUGGAGACAUGCAAGUGAGCAAUGAAACAGAUUGGCGUGACGUUAGUUCAUCGUAUUGGCAGACCACCGAGGCUGAACAACUGCGGUUUCGAGGAACGAAGGGCAAACGCCAGCUCGAACGUGAACGUUUAGUCCACGAGGAAUCCAAAUACAGCAUUGAACUAGUCAAUAUUGUAGAGCGUUGCCUGAGAUUUGAUCCAAGCGAGAGACCAACACACGAGGGUCUUCUGAAGGAAGUGCGGAAACACAUGCAAGGACCUGUUUCUGGCAUCUUGGACUAUCAGCCCAAUGGAAGUGUUGCUGAGGGUGUGCAACACCACAAGCUCCGCAUAAACCUGGAUGACAAGUAUGGCAUCAGCAAGAAGUUUUGA